Neocloeon triangulifer is the source of this 1072-nucleotide messenger RNA. Its product is annotated as flightin. NCBI's taxonomy places the organism in Eukaryota, Metazoa, Arthropoda, Insecta, Ephemeroptera, Baetidae. The coding region runs from base 167 to 655 and encodes 162 amino acids. The transcript has 3 exons. The record is from RefSeq and is a predicted model, not a curated record.
AUUUGCGUGCGAGCGAGGGUACUCAUUGUUGCGAGAGAGCCAGCUAAAGGGCCGGGAAGAAGAACACAAAGGGGUGGUGGGGAACAAAGGAGCGGGUGGACCUCGGCCGCGCACCGACACAUCAGUCGAGCACCUUCCACCGUCGCGAGUCCACACACCAGAAGCCAUGGAUGAGGAAGCAGAUCCCUGGGGAGACGUCGAAGAGACCCCCGCAGAAGAGGCCCCCGCUGCCCCCGCAGAGGGUGCCGAGGGUGCUCCGGCUCUAGAGGGUGAGGCCGCCGCCGAGGGCGCGGAAGCCGCCCCCGAGGAGGCUCCCCAAGAAACGAGGCGCCGCGACCCCAACAGGCCAAUCCUGUGCAAGUACUUCAACAGGAAGCGCAACCUGAACUACUCGUACUUGUACGACUACCGUCACAGCUACUACGACGAUGUGAUCAAGUACCUGGACAACAGGGGUAAGGGCCAGGCCCUGGACCUGCCCAGGCCGCAGACGUGGGCCGAGCGGGCCCUGCGCACCUACCCCGAGCGCAUCCGCUCCAUCAAGGACACCACCAAGGACUCCGACCUGCUCCAGACAAUCCGUUCCAGCAACCAGGCUUACUACUACCACACACGAGAGUACGUCAACAGACGGCACUCGGGCACCUACCUGUGAGCUGCGCGCCCUCCUCCACUAACACCUGCAGGGCCCUUAACCGAAGAGCAACAAUGCGUUUCUAAGAGUCUGGAGCGAUCGUAUCUCCUUCACCACUUUCUAUCUCUGUCUUCUUCUCUUCUUCUUCUCUCUUCAAAAGUUGAAAUAGAUAUUGUUAAUCAUUUCUUGCCCUUCGCCGGUCUUCUUUCUCUUCAGCAAAAAUGUACGACAAUUUUUUACUCCAAUAAAUGCGCGCUCUGAGGUAUCUCAAAACGAAAAAAGAAUAUUUAUUUUUCUCUGAAACUUGCUCGUUCUUUUUUCUUGUACUGGUUUGUUUAAAUAUCAACACGCAAGUGUACUCUGUACGUCUCUUGUGUAAAAUGAAUGAUUUAAUCUAAUAAAAUGGAUUGGUCACGUAACAUCUCAACCAUAAGGCUC